Paramuricea clavata is the source of this 5587-nucleotide messenger RNA. Lineage: Eukaryota; Metazoa; Cnidaria; Anthozoa; Malacalcyonacea; Plexauridae. The record is from the annotation of a GenBank genome assembly.
GUUCAAUGGAAUUCAAAGCUUUCAAGUAUUUGUGGGGUAAGUCUUUGCAAGACAUUUAAAAUAUUACAGCGAAUAUUCACAGGAAAAUUUGUAAAAUAGUUUCAUUUUAUACACACAAAUUAAGAUGCUUUCUGUAUUAAUGUUAGUUGAAAAUUAUUAGUAUUACUAUACUACAAAAUUAAUUUUCAACUAACAUUAUUAGUAGUAUUCUUCAUUCAGUUGCAAUUACUUACAAGUUGUAUUAGAUCUCAAAUUUAAUAUAGUGGCAUUUAAUAGUGUAAAAUAUCCAGUAAGUUUCAGGUUUCAUUAUUAACACAAUAUUGUGGCUCAUAUAUAUACAUGUAUAUAUAUGGUCCACAAUAUUGUGUUAAUAUAAUGAAACCUGAUCGAAUAUAUAUCCAUCAGAUCUUUCGAUGUUUUUUAAUAUGUUUGUAGUUGAAUUAUCAGAAAGUCUUUUAUCAUCAUGAAACGUAUAGUUGCUCCCAUUGAGGCCCGGAUUUGCAGCUCCAUCUUGCCAAUUAAGUGGGUAAACACAAUAGACUAACAAUACCAUUACCUUUAAGUUACGGACAAGUAUAAUUCCCGUUAGGAUAAGGCAGUUUUUACCAUAAAUGUGUUUGUCCCUAUUUGGAAGAUAGCAUUAACAUCCACAAAGGCAUAUUUAUGCCAUGUGUGUUAGCCACAUACUGUACAGAUUGUAGAAUUACUAGAUCGACGCUUCGAAUUGCUAGAUCGACGCUCUACCAACUGAGCUACACGGUCAGACGGAUUUAAGACUGGAAAUUAUGAAAUAUAUACUGAAUGUCAUAAACAUACUCAUUUAUAUUAAUUCAGCAUCGAACAAUACUAGUUCUGCAAGUGUUAUGUUAGUUGUGUUAAUUAUUGUACACUCCGUAAUAUGUUAAGAUGGAAAUGUUUUCAUUGUAAUAUGUUACAGAGUGUGCAAUAACACAAGUAACAUACAGUAACACUUGCAGAACUAGUAUUGCAUAAUAUAUUCAAUUGAAAAAUUGUAUUAAAAUAUUAAAUUAUAUAUAUAUAUAUAUAUAUAUAUAUAUAUAUAUAUAUAUAUAUAUAUAUAUAUAUAUAUAUAUAUAUCAUCACUAGCAGGUUGGGUUUGCUGUAAAAUUCACUUGUUAUGUGAAUUUUUGGAGAAAAUGAACAGUAUGUUAAAGAUGCGGCACAGUCCGAUCUGCGCAUGUGCACAAAUUAAGGAGCCCUCUUUUUAUUUACAAACAGUUUAUUUAGGUUUUUAUUUCAUUUUGUCUCUUGAUAAUCUAUUAUACUCUAGAAUCAUGAAAAUAUAUAUAUAGUUGUUGAAUAAAAUUCAAUAUUUUGUUUACAUACGGACUGUACUGCAUCUUUAAUGAUAUCUCACUCUUCUUUCAAAUUUGCUACUCAUAUUUUAUUGGAAUACAAAUUAUUAUUAUGAUAAUCACUGUAUAUGAAAGAAAUUGAACAUGCAGUGCAAUUCUAAUUUGAUUAAAUGUGAAAAAACAUAGCAAUGAUCAAGUCAACAUAACAUGGGUUAAUUAACAUGUUUUUGUUUAUCUCUGAAGUGGCUGGAAAUGCAAUUUCAGAGCUUUAAAACUAGGUGAGCAUGUUCUCCCAAAACCUGCUUAGUUUGUAUAAUGGUUGCCCCAUUAUAUUCUUCAGGUCAUGAGUUCCAGAUCCUUUUACCAACACUUGAAACAUAUAUAUUGCCUGUUUGAUUCAUUUCUGAUGAACCACAUAUUGGGUGCAGGGCCGUGCCAACCGGUUUCUGGUUGGGGGGGGGGGGUUGUAUUCCAAAAUUUGGGCCCCUUUCAAUUCCAGGGCCCCCUGAAAAAAUCUUUUCCAGAAAGCAAAUAUUUUUCCGGAAAAUGUUGGCGACGGGGGCGGGGGUUGACGUUAUGUUUCCGAAAACAAAACUUCCCAAAAUUGUUUCGCGCAACACAACAUUCCCAGAAAAUUCCAUAAUUCAGCACAAAAAUCCUUCAUUUUUUACAAAUUUUGCAAUUCUAGCAUGCCAGGCCCCCCUCCCUGCAAGUUGGGCCCCUUUUUUUACUUUUUUUUGGGUGUGUUAUCCCCAGUGGCACGGCCCUGACUGGGUGGUCAAAGCAACACACUGCAAAUUCUAUAAAUUAAUAGCAAAUAAAAGACUAGAAUGUAAAUAAAACUGUUUCAAUCUAAAUGUUGACCAGGCCAAUAUAUAAAGCCAAUUGAAUUUGUCUGUGGUGGACAAAGCUGCGCAUCAUUUAUGGAGGAUUGUUAGUAAUGAAAUUACCUGAAUUUAACCUAUUUUCUCUUAAAUCUGCCCGACGUUUCUUGAUUUUUCCUGGCACUUGCCCCAAUUUCCAUGGUUUCCCCCCAAUUGUUUUUUUUUUGGGGGGGGGGGGGCAGUUGCCCCCUGCCCCCUGUCUAAUUGCAUGCCCUGCAUGGUUUUCAUGCAGAUUGAUUAAUGCAGCAGCUUUUCUCUUUGAUGAAUAAAGAGCCUAUAGUCAUGCUGUAAUUUGCAAGAUACUUUGCAAUUUCCCCCUAAUAACACGCACUGCACAGCAGGAACAUUGUUAUUACGUACAGACUGUAAUUACAUACACAGUUUGAUAUAUGUGUGAUGGAGUAAAUUAAUCUGUGCCAUAAUCCCAAAAUGUUGCCAGUAUUUUGCUUUUUUUGUAUUACGUACAACUUAGAUUAAAAAUUAAAGCGAAAUGAUAAUUACAGAAUGAAAUUGUUGAGGAAUGAAACAAGCGAAGAAAAAUCCAGACAAAACUCUUCAUACUGUAUAUAUCCACGUAUAAUAAGAUCGCUUUUUAACGUUAACAUUGUCGUUUAGGAGCCAUUUAAUUUGUAUUCAACGAAUGAAAAGGAAAACCUAAGAUGGAGAUGUUCGAAGCGAAAGAAGGAAAGUUGACUCAAAAUGGAAAUACGUUACCCCAUCUUGCACCUUCUGCUGAUCAUUCAAAAUCAAGUUCAAAGGGACACAAAAGAAAGAGAAGAAGGAGGAAACAAGAAAUCGUCGGUAGUAGAGCAGAAAAUGACAACGAUAUUCUUGUAGAGAAUGAUGGAUUAGUUCACAGAACAGACAGUGUUCCAAGCACUGCUAGUGGGUCGUAUACAAACCUUGUAGCAAACGAAAUUGCUGGGAGGAAUGGUGAUAUAAAGCAGAAAGGGGAUAAAUCAGACUUCCCUGAAGACGUGAGAAAAGUUGCUCUCACGCUCGCAGUUAGUAGCAUGAUGAAACCCAAAGUUAAAGAAAACCUAACCACACUUGAUCAUGUUGAUUAUGUGCUGGUUUAUUCUGAUGAUGAGAAACACAAGCAGUUGAGUAACCAAGUUCUAAAUGAACUUAGAAAUAAGUUUGAAAAGAAAGUGGAACUUGAAGGACUCUCAAUUGUGAGGAAGAAAAAAGGAAAUUCAACUUUUGUUGUUAUGAGUUGUUCUUUUGAGAGACUUUGUAAAGAGGCGGAAGCAGUGUCCUUAAAAAUGCCGCUGGCCGGGGUAGGUAUAUAAUUUCAGUUUUAAACGCUCAGUUUCAUGGAUCUUAAAAUAAAACUCAAAUAUUAUUGAUGUUUAACUACCCAGCGAACUAGGGCGCUUAUUUAUAGUAUAAGAGUCCUGGAGUCAGUUGUGUAAAAGCUCAACUGUACCGACACCUGCGUGUUGUAGUUAAAUUGUAGUUAACGCUAAGAUACGCGAUUUUCAUUUGGUUAACUUUUGCACUAACGACUUUUUUUCUAUCGACUUCUGAUGCCAACAGUGACUUACCUUACAAAUCAUAGUCGUACCAAAUAAAGGAUAAGGCAAUUGACCAUUUGCGUAAUAGACUAAAUUUUGAACUAAACAAGUCUAAACAAAAAUUUCAUCACAGCUUGAAGGAGCAUCACAAAAUUAGUAAUAUUCCAAAGUUUCGUUGCAAAAUGUUGUAAAAUGCGGAAAAUAUAGCCUUGCGAAAUUUGCAAUUUUCAGUCAUUUUAGAUUACAAACGGGGAAUUGACAGCCCCAAACCCUUCGAGGCUGUCAAUUUCCGGUUUGUAAUCUAAAAUGACUGAAAAUUGCAAAUUUCGCAAGGCUAUAUUUUCCGCAUUUUACAACAUUUUGCAACGAAACUUUGGAAUAUUACUAAUUUUGUGAUGCUCUUUCAAGCUGUAAUGAAAUUUUUGUUGAGAUCAAAAUUUAGUCUAUUACGCAAAUGGUCAAUUCUUUUAGGACUCUACUUCCAGGAUACGCUGCGGUCUGCUGCAUCUCGUGUGCUCACCGAGCAUGCACUUGAUCGAAUGUCCAAAUUAGAACAUCCAGUAAUCAUGUAGAAAAUUACUGUAGCCCAGUCCUAAAUAGGCACGUCAUGCGCUAUUAGAAUCAGUAUGAAAACGUGCUGCCUAAUUUUUUUGUUACCUAUUUUUGCAAUUCAAUUUUCAAAACAAUUUUUCACCUGCGACAAUAUUUUCCAUGAAAGAGUGACGGUACUUUGGUUGUUUACUAUUUAUUAUUACAAGCAUAUUUUUUAUUUAAAAACUAUUUUCCAAAUGUUUGCCCCAAAACAUUAAUUAUUUUCAAACAAACUCACACAUAGACAAACACACAAGCCAAUUAAGCAAUAGCGAGAGAGAAGCGAUCAGUAUUCAAUUUAAAACUUUGAACUACACGAAAAAGCAAACUUAACAAUUGCUUAAAUUUUCACAAUGAACGAUUUUAUUGAAAAAGUUGUCCUCUUUUUCUGGAUGGUACGUUUCAUAUGUUCAGCUAUGUUUAUUUACACCUCACCAAUUACUAAAUGUGUUUUCUUACCAAUCCCAAAGAAUAUUUAAGAAUAUUAUGCGCCUAUUCCAGGAUAAUAUUUCCAAUUAAUUGGAAAUAUUACAGGCAGCUUUUAAACUAUUGCCGCAGAUCGUACAUUCAUACAUAAACGUAACCCUGCCCUCCCCCCCUUCCCCCACCUUACAAUGUUGGUGCCGCGGCUAUUUUCUAUCGCAAAAUGUUGACUAAUACUCGUGAUUAUCAUAUGUUCUUGAACACAACAUUGUAUGGGAGGGAAGCACAAUGUAAGCCCAAAAUAAUGUACUUUCUUUUCAAAUAAUAAAAGUUUUCAACUUGUCCCAAAGUAAUUGUUCCAUGAUUGUAGUUUGACUUUUCGUGUUAAUGAUAAACAACGUUCAUUUCGGCCUAUGAACUGAAGAAAGGAGUAUAAUCAUGUUAUGUUACAGUAGGUGAUAGGCUACAGUUAGUGAAAUCCGUGUCUUAAUUCCUCUAAUUUGGGGAUACAUUCCUCUAAUGUCUUCAAACGCGACCAAAACAAUUUCAUUUUAUUCCUUUAAGUUUGAAGCGCCAUGUGAUAGCGGGCCUUUGCCGGGAUUUUGGAAACGAUUCAAAACAGAUGAUGAAGGUAUUAUUCAGAUUAUUUUCAAUCCUCUUUGAAAUAACUGUGCACUGCUAUCGGUCAAAAUAUGAGUUGUUCUAUAAAUACUAAAUAGUUUUUAAUAUGAUAUUGAUACUUUAAUGUUUUAGUUGAUCUCGUUAGUGCGGUAUUCUGUGCGUCAAAAAAGGAAAUUUAUGAUGGUAUUGAAGAUCCCAACUCCUUUUUUCGACCUUCACUUCGAACUUUAUUGGU